Molecule: messenger RNA, 696 nt
Organism: Durusdinium trenchii
Lineage: Eukaryota; Dinophyceae; Suessiales; Symbiodiniaceae
Source: the annotation of a GenBank genome assembly
AUGCAUCCACAAGAACCAUUGUCUAGAGACGAUUCGGACUUGGAGAGAGAAUGGGACGAAUGUAUCGAGGGCAUGUUAAACAAGCGUGAUGCCGAACACUCGCUUGUCAUCGUCACCAUGAACUUGCGAAGGUAUGCAUCUGUGCCACGUGAUUGGCAGGCAGUACAUCGAGAGCUAUCAAGGAUUUUGGUUGAUGCUCCGGAUGUUGUGUGUCUGCAAGAAGGGCUUGAGGGCAUGGAUAUUUUGUCGCAGGUUGGCUACAAGCGAAUUGCGUCCUCUGUUCUGCGCGCGCAAGCGCUGCGAGAUGCAGUCUAUGGAUCAACCGUCGAGCUGAAUACUUGCAGUGGCUCGUACCAUGGAAGACUGCUAGUCAAUGAGCUGUACAUUAAGGCAGCUGGAUCCAACUGGGAGGCGAUAGAUAGUGGCGCAGCACAAAUCUCGUCAGACUUGAUGCUGGACAUUGAAGGACAUGGAGAAAGAUCACAGGGUGGACCCUGGCCUUUGGCUACUCGCUGCGUUGUGUGGACAAAGCUUCGUCAUCGGCACAACCCUGCUGGGCCAUUUGCCUAUGUACUGAAUACGCAGCUCUCUGGAGGGCGUGUCGAAGAUCCACACUUCAUUGCGCUUGCAGAGGCAAUAGCUGGCCUUGAACCCUCUGUUUUAAAGCAGCGCUUGUGGCUUUGCAAACCUACCUGA